This is a messenger RNA of Aspergillus pseudonomiae, 592 nucleotides long. RefSeq lists its product as uncharacterized. NCBI's taxonomy places the organism in Eukaryota, Fungi, Ascomycota, Eurotiomycetes, Eurotiales, Aspergillaceae. The coding region runs from base 245 to 475 and encodes 76 amino acids. The record is from RefSeq and is a predicted model, not a curated record. The transcript has a single exon.
ACGAACAUAAUUAGUGAUGAAAACCCAAAUUGACUUCCACAUUCCUCGUGGGGAUUAAAUUAGAACUCCAGGGUACGCUACUUUGAGUUUAGCGCCAGUCUCUUUGCGGGUCGCAUCUCAGUUGGUUCCAAAGACUUCAAUUGUCUGCGACUCCUUUAAAGCUUGAGCAAUGUUUUGUCUGAAAUCCAUCUGCAUUCAUUGUGUAAGGAUGUGCACUGUUUCCUAUGUUCCAUGAUGAUCUGCAAUGGCCUCUUCCCGAUGUAUGAUGGCAGCCCGGCUAUGUUUGCUUGCCUAUUCCAAUUCUUUAGAUUAUGAGAAGGUAUAUUUUUGCCCACGGAUGGGCGAAAACGCCGCUUUGACAACUCCCGCAUGUGAGAGGGCCACUAUACGGGUCUUGCACCCGCCAAGCUCCUCUUCAUUUAGCAACUGGGUAGGGUUUUACAUUAAUCUCAAACAACCCCAUUGUGCAUACUAAAUGUCUGUAACUGAAGGCAAUGUCUAGUCACUUACCUGGCAAUGUAAACAAGUGCGAUGUAUAUUUCAUUUUAACAUAUUACUAUCUAUACACAGCUCAAUCGGCCAUCGUCCAAAU